Molecule: messenger RNA, 1581 nt
Organism: Capronia coronata CBS 617.96
Lineage: Eukaryota; Fungi; Ascomycota; Eurotiomycetes; Chaetothyriales; Herpotrichiellaceae
Exons: 1
Coding region: 1-1581 (526 amino acids)
Biological process (GO): inner mitochondrial membrane organization
Cellular component (GO): mitochondrial inner membrane
Source: RefSeq, a predicted model, not a curated record
AUGCAGCAAGCUCCUAUACGGCUCACUCAGACAUUGUGGUCCGUAUUUCGAGCUACGAAGCCCGCUUGCAAUUGCAACGCACUCCCACGUCCGCGUCAAUUUUCCUCGGUGGUCCGACCCUCCUCGCAACCAUGGCCCACACAAAGGUCCAGAAUAGCCUUUCAAGCUCGGUGUUAUAGCGAGAACAAAACAGAAAUAGAAAAAAAGGUGGAAGAAGCCAAAAAUCGGAUAGAAGAGAGCUUGGGAUCGCGGGCAGAGGCGGCGGCCGAACAGAAACCCAAGGAUUCGCAGCAUGAAACGAUCGUCCAUACCAUUCCGGAGUCGUCGUCAAUUGUCCAUGCUUCAAGUCCUAGAACAGACGGACAGCAAGAACACAACCCAUCUCAGUCUCAGUCUCAAUCUCACUCGCAGCCUCAGUCGCAGUCACAGCCUUCAUCUCGAUUUCCUUCAGAAUGGAAACUACCCUCCGACUUCUCGAACCGAUAUUCGCACCUGCGGACCCGAUUUACGCAUUUCAUGGACAAUUUCCAGACCCAUAUCUUCACGGCCUCUCAACGCCUGAACGACCUUACGGGGUACUCGGGUAUUGAAGCGCUCAAGAACGAAAUCGAACGUCAAGAAGCUGUGGUGCAGGAGUGUCGACAAGCAGUCAAGGAAGCCCGGGCGAAAUAUACCAAGGCCAUUGCCACGCGGAGCACCACUCAACGCGAAGUGAACGACCUCUUGCACAGGAAACACACGUGGUCGCCCUCGGAUCUGGAGCGUUUCACCGGCCUGUACCGAUCCGAUCACGAGAACGAGCAGGUCGAGGCGGUGGCGGCAAAGGAAGUCUCGGACGCAGAAGCCAGGUACGAAGAGGCGUCAACGAAACUGGCCAAAGCCAUUCUUGCCAGAUACCACGAGGAGCAGAUUUGGAGCGACAAGAUCCGCCAGAUGUCGACCUGGGGCACCUGGGGGCUGAUGGGCCUCAACGUGCUGUUGUUCGUCGUUUUCCAGAUUGCAAUCGAGCCGUGGCGCCGGAAGAGACUGGUCGAGGGCUUCCAAGAUAAGGUGGAAGUUGCCCUGAAGGAGACAUUUGACGACCUCACGGCCGUGCAACCAGUCCGACCGAACCACGAGGGCGCCAUCGCAGCCAUGGCGCCGGACGGCAAAGUUGACGUCGUGGCCGAUAAGAUAGUCGAGCAGAUCGUCGAUGCUGUCUCUGGCACCACGGUCGACGAGGAAAUUCCUCCGACAACAAGUCCACCCACAGGCGCGACAUUGACUGCUGUGCCACCAGAGCCGGUCAUUGAAGCGGCCGCAGAGCAGCUCGCCGCUGAAGAGAUUUCAGCGGAGGAAGCUGAACAAGAAUCACCGGGCACAAUCGUCCCGCAAGCACCAGAGACUCCUCCGUCAGGCACGUCGCGCUGGGUUCCAGCUACUUCACCGCUUGCGUGGUAUGAAGACUCUCUACGCGCCCUGUUCAGCGACCAGCAUCUCCUCACCGUCACGCAGCGACAGUUGACCACCGUUGCUAUGGAAGGCGUCGCGGGCGGCAUGGCACUGAUGGGCUUGCUGUUUCUUCUCUUGCGGCCGAAAUGA